AUGAGUACAAGCACCACUAUUUACGAAAGCGUUCGAAUUUUAUUUAAUAACAAAAAGUUAAUAUUGAAACCAUAUGAAGAGCUUAAAGAGUUAAAAGUUGUUUCUAAUGCUCAAACGUUCGACUUAGAUGGCAAGAUAGUAACUUUAAAUGUAUUAACAAAUCAAAUUUGUAAUCAAUCCGAUGGCAAAAAAAAAUUGUUGCUCGAGCUUAAGCAAUUAGAAAAUGAAAAUGUGCUUAAGGUUUAUGGUCUUACGAGCGUAAAUAUGGAAUACUAUAUUAUUCGUGAAUACGCUAACAAUGGAGACUUGCGCAAUUACCUGAAAGAAAAUUCUCAAAUUUCUUGGAUCGACAAAGUAAAAUUAGCGUGCCAAGUGGUUUCCGGCUUGGAAUUCCUUCAUAAUAAUAAGAUCAUCCAUGUUGAGUUGCAUCCAAAGAAUAUAUUGAUGCAUAAUUCCACUCCAAAGUUGACAAGUAUAGGGAUAUCGCAACUUAAUACACCUAAUAGAUUUCCUUUUACUCAUUACACACCUCCCGAAGAAAUGCAGGAUAUAUCCUAUGCAGAAGUGUAUAAUAUAGAUCAAGUACAAGAGCAAGAUUGUGUUCCUGUUCCUGAUUCAGAAACUAUCCCAUUAAGUCACGACAUUAGUUCCUCUGAAGCUUUAAUUCCCGAAACUAGUCUCUCUGAAGAUUUUAAUAUGGAUGAGAACCAUUUAUUGGAUUUUGAAUUUUUGGAACAACAAGCAGAAAGAAAGAGAUUAUUUGUCAAGCGUUUUGGUUUGACCAAAGGUCGUAAUAGAGAUGGUUUUGAUUUUGUUCCAGGGAAAAAGCACAUUUUGGAUGGCAAUGGAAGUUUUAAUGCUGAAAAAUUAGAGCAUUUUACACCGAUCGUUUAUUCUGCGAAAGUAAACAUUGAACCAUGGGGAUUUUUAAAUAAGUUUACUUUAUUUCCUCGUAAGGACACAAAUGUUCCAUAUGGUGUGGAUAUCAUAAGAAUUCAUAUUCCAAUCGGUGAGGUAGAAUAUGAAGGACGUUUAACUGAUGAAUUUAUUCAUGAAGUUAAAGAUGCCCUUGACAUUUCAGAUUUGCAUGAAAAAAGAUCAAAACUAAAUGAAAUCUUUAAUGAAUACGGGAAUUAUGUUAUUACAAAAUUUACUAUUGGUGGUGCAAUUAUGAUUAAUACUCAGGGUAUUAGUGAUGAAAGUUUAUUACGCUUCCAAGUGUAUCUUAACUGGGGCAUUAGUUUCGCUAAAGGUGAAACACAAGCAAUUUUUGAAAACGGAACACUUGAAGGAUUUCCACAUUUCGAAACAUUUCCUUCAAGAUCUAUGGAAAAUGUUAAAGAUUUAUAUCGAUGGUUAAAAGAUUUACAUGAAUGUAAAGACGUUGAACUAAUAUUAUUUAAAGAAUAUAAACCAUUUUAUGAAUUAUUGGAUAAUAGUUUAAGAGAAAAAAUUUUUGAAUGUUUUAAUUUAACCCCCAUUGAUGAACCGCUUCCAAUUUUGAUUCCACAACUUCCUCCUGAAUUCAAGCAAGAAAUUUUUUCGGAGUGGAUGUCAUUAUCAAAUCCUUCUUUAUUGCCAUAUGUUAGAGAUUGGAUUGAAGAACUCUCAUUGCGGUAUGGUGUGAUCCUACAACACACCAAAUUAGAGCAUGGAAAGACUGUUGCAUUUAAAUUUUUAAAAGAACCUGAAAUAAUCCCAAUAAAUAAACUCAUAAUUUUGUUGGCGCAGCCUAAAAAUCAGCAAGAAGCUUAUCUAUUGGACAACUUUAUUGACUUAGAAAAGGCAAAUGAAUUGAAUAUUAGUGAAAUUCCUUUUCUAGAUUUUAAUUCACCAUUGAAUCACCCAGUAGAAGAUCUUAAAAACUCUAUAAAAAAAUCUUCUAAAAAAGUUUUUUGCCAAAUUAUAUUUCAGGCUGCAAAGCUAUCUUUCUCUUUACCAUAUAUUAAACCAUCAGAGCAGUGUAUUGAAGCGGUUGAUGUAGCUAUUGAAAACACACAGCCAUAUAAAACUCUUUCCGAAUUAUUUAAUAAUGAUUUUGGUCACCUAAUGCCCAAAACUGUUGUUAUUGGUGGGAUCUUAAAACGAUCAUAUGAUUCAUAUAAAAUAAAUUCAAUUAAUGACACUCUGAAAAUAGAAUUAGAUGUUAAUACAUCUCAAGAAGAAAUUGAGAGAUGUUUGGCAGAAUUGAGUAAAGAAUAUAAAAUCGAUACAUCAUUAUUCAUCAGUCAUUGUGGGGAAGUUAUUGAUCAAAACAAAAUUACAGAUUGGUGGAAACCUCUCAAAAAUGAUCCCGAAAAUUGGAAAAUUAUCUCUUUUGAAGAUUGGGUACCAUCAUAUACCGUGCUAGACCAAUCUUUAAACAAUGUAGAAAUUAUUUUAGAUGAAAAGUAUCACGUUGUUUUUGAAGGAGAAAUAUUUUUAACUCGGGAUAAUCAAUCAAGUAUCAUCAUUGAUUUCCCAGGUUCGCUUUCUGAAAAUGAUUUUCAGAUAUAUGGUGAAAUCGUCAAGAAAGCUGAUUCUGACAAAGAUGAAUGCUGGAAAAAGAUUCCAGGUGUAACAAUUACAUUUGAUUAUACCAACAAAUUUGGAUGUGUUGCACUCAUUCAUAAUAGCAAUGAUAUAAGUUUGGUUAAUAAUGAGACGAAAAUAUUUUGGUUCGUACUUGCAAAACUGAAAGGAUAUUCGGAAUUGGCCUAUAGAAAUAUAAAGGUCAUCUGUGGAGAAUGUGAUGUAGAUGACAUUCAAUCUGAUAUACCCAUAGUAUUGAAAACGAAUGAAGAAAUUUGCACAGAUAAUGUUCUUGUGACUUCAUUUGUUACUAAGUCAUUUAAAGACAUGUCUUGCUACAAAAUUGUUCUCAAAAGUUGGGCUAAAAAUACUUUUGUAUUGGGAAUUCAAAAAGAAGGCCAAGAAAAUUCUCAAAAUUUGCCGGGACAAAUAUCAGAUGAAGAUUUAGAAGGGAGUUCAAGUUCAGAUGAUGCGAAAGAAAAGCCGGUUAUAAAUAGUACUGAACCAAACCUUCAAGAAAAAAUUUCUGUUAAAUUCUGUAUAAUUAAUGCAGACAAAGAAUAUAACUGGAAUAAAUAUGGGAUAUAUUUUGACGAAGAAUUAAAAAAUGAAGAGAUUCCUUACAUUUACUAUGAUCUCAACUAUUCUCCCAUGAAAUUGGAUGAUGCAAUUGAGCAACAUCAAAAACCCAAUGGGAAUACCCUCGAUGCAUGGAAAAGCUUUGUAAAAAUUCGUAAUGAUAAUGGUAAUCCUAGAGCCACUUAUUGGAUUGGGUAUUAUCUUGAAAAUAAUAAAAAGAUUCUCAAGGCACCUAUUAAGUUUUAUAAGGAUGUCCUUGAAGGAACAAAAGAUCUUCAACAAGCUGCAAUGAGAUAUUAUAAAGAAGCAGCUGAUUAUGGCGAUUCAGAUGGACAACUUAGCUAUGGUUAUGGUUUAUUCAAUGGAAAUGGUGUUCUUGAAGAUAAGCGAGAGGCAAGAAGGUAUUUUGAGUUAUCUUCAAAAAAUGGAAACAUUAAUGCUAAGUAUAAUUUAGGUCUCAUUUUAUAUAUGGAUGGGCAUAUUGAGCGAGGAAAAUCAUUGAUAACACAAGCUGCCCAAGGUGGGCAUAAACCUUCUAUAAAAUUUUGUAAUAAGAAAAAUAUAAAUUUUUAA
Molecule: messenger RNA, 3663 nt
Organism: Cetraspora pellucida
Lineage: Eukaryota; Fungi; Glomeromycota; Glomeromycetes; Diversisporales; Gigasporaceae
Source: the annotation of a GenBank genome assembly